Symbiodinium necroappetens is the source of this 1107-nucleotide messenger RNA. Lineage: Eukaryota; Dinophyceae; Suessiales; Symbiodiniaceae. The record is from the annotation of a GenBank genome assembly.
AUGGUGGGGGCAGGAAAGCCUCCUUCGCUGAGGGGCAUCAGCCUGCAGCAGCAUAUUCCUAAGUAUUUUUCCAACUUCUGGGGUCUCGACCAAUCUGGUCUGUCGAGCGAUCUCUGCACGCAGCGCCGCGAGCACUGCCAGCACUGUGAUGCGGAACUGGACCUUCGUUUCCUUUUCCUAUCUGGUCAACAGCUGUGCUUGCGAUUCCGUCGGGAAGCGACGGUUCACACGGCGCGACAACACAUUGCCUUCCUCUGUUGUGUCCCCAAGCAGGCCGUGCAGCUACUUUGUGCUGGACGCCUUUUGCAGGAGGAGGUGCAACUUGCGUCCCUGGGCGGGGACUGCGUACAGGUCAUCUUCAACGCAAGCUGCUUGCGCAAAGGAGGCCCCGCCGCUCAGCUGGCAAAGCUGGGUGUUUGGCAUGGCUUAAAGGUUCGAUCGUGGCUGUUGAAUUCGGUGGCCACCGAGUCCCAUGGUGUUUUGCGACAGUCACACAGUCUUCGUGGUGACCGUAUGAGCUUCCACUAUUCUGCCAAAGAUGCAGAUGGCUCCUACGCGUUGGUUUCAAGCCGUCGGAAAGGACAUGCCGCGUGCCGACAGUUUGCACUGGGCAUCGAGGGGUUGGACCUGUACCGUGGCAGAAUUUAUCGGUGCCUGCCGGACAAGGAAUACUUGCUAUGUGACGGCUUGGGAGGACAAAGCUUUGCAGGCCGCAAGAAAGCAGCCCAGCCGGAGACGGAGAUGCCGCACAGUGACACGCGCGAAAUGGGAUUGUUGCACUUCAAGACAAAAAGGCGUGUUGGGAGGCUGCACAUCGAAUUCGCGAUGCCGCCCUCAAUGCAGGAUUUCGACCAAACAGUGAUGCUCCCGCAGCCUCUCUGGAAGCUUUACCGCGAAAGGAGGUGGGAAGAACUGCAAGUCCUGUCCGGCACUGCUGAUGAUGGGACCGUCGAGCUGCUGUUGGACGGUGAACGCAUCUUCGAAACUAGAUGUUUGUCCGAUGGUAUAUGGGAGGUCAGAUUUGGCCCUCCUUUGUCUCAUUUCCAGGCUUUCGGAAUUAUGACCGGAGUCUUAGACAAUGCUAGCUCCGCCAGCUUCCACAAGUGA